AUGACUUCCCUAAAAGUGCAGUCAGAUCGAGCAACAAAUGCAUAUCGUGUUCGCUUAAAUUCUUCUAUUGAUUGUGUGAAGUUUCUACUAAGACAAGGUUUAGCUUUUCGAGGGCACGAUGAGAGUUCCAGCUCAAAUAAUCAAGAAAAUUUUCUUGAGCUACUUGAUUUUUUAGCAAAACACAAUGAAGAUAUAAGUAAUGUUGUACUAAAGAAUGCUCCAGAAAAUUUGAAAUUAACUGCACCUGAUAUUCAGAAGGAUAUUUGUAGAGCUAUUUCCAUUGCAAUUACAAACUGCAUAAAGGAAGAAGUUGGUGAUAGCUACUUCUCUAUUCUUGUUGAUGAAGCUCGUGACAUUUCAGGGAAAGAACAAAUGGUUGUUGUUAUCCGAUAUGUAAAUGAAAAAGGGCAAAUUAUUGAACGUUUUUUGGGUAUUGUUCAUGUUCCAGAAACAUCAGCUAAAUGUAUCAAAAAAGGAGUUGAAGAUUUUCUUUCAAAUUAUUGCUUGUCUUCCUCCAAAAUUCGUGGUCAAGGAUAUGAUGGUGCAAGCAAUAUGCGGGGAGAAUUUAAUGGCCUUAAAGCAUUUUUUCUAAAUGAUAAUGCAUCUGCACAUUAUAUUCACUGUUUCUCACAUCAGCUUCAGUUAGCUUUAGUAGCAGUUGCGAAGAAUCAUGUUCAUAUUGCAUUGUUAUUUACUAUAAUUUUAAAUAUUAUGAAUAUUGUCAGUGUAUCAUGUAAACGUCGUGAUCAGUUAAGGGACAAACAACGUGAGCUAACAUUAAGUGCAUUACAUAAAGGUGAGGUAUUCACUGGACGAGGAUUAAAUCAAGAAAUUUCUUUAAAGCGUGCUGGUGAUACAAGAUGGGGUUCUCAUUAUGAAUCACUGAUUAGAUUGAUUACAAUGUUUUCUUCAAUUAUUAAUGUGCUUGAAAUAGUUUUAGAGGAUGGCAUAAGCUCUGAACAGAGAGAAGAGGCUUUUGCAUUAUUAGAUUCAAUGCAAUCCUUUGACUUCUCUUUUUGCUUGCAUUUAAUGAAAGACAUACUUGGAAUCACUGCUGAGUUAUCAGAAGCUUUGCAAAGAAAAGAUCAGGAUAUUGUGAAUGCCUUGUCAUUAGUUCGAAUAUCUAAAAAUAGAUUACAAUACAUGAGAGACAACAAGUGGGAUGAAUUCAUUAAAAAGGUGACUUCCUUUUGUGUUGAACACAAAAUUAUAACUCCCAAUCUAAAUGAUAAAUGGGUUGCCCGUGGAAGACCGCGACGUGGACUUCAAGAAAUGACAAAUUUACAUCAUUACCGGGUUGAAAUAUUCUACACAGUACUUGAUAUGCAACUUCAAGAGUUGAAUAAUCGUUUCACAGAGGCUAAUACUCAACUACUUUUGUGUAUUGCUUGUUUGAACCCAUCGAAUUCGUUCAAUGCAUUCAACAAAGAGAAGUUAAUUGAAAUGACAAACUUAUAUCCAAACGAUUUCACUCCUUUGGAUUUGAUGGUUCUUGAUAAUCAGCUGGAAACUUAUAUUAUGGAUAUGCGGUUUGAUGAUCAAUUUUUAUUGGUGAAAGAUAUAGGAAGUCUUGUUGAAAAAAUGGUUCAGAGCAGGAAGGAAAUACUAUAUCCUCUUGUUUUUAAACUAUUGAAGCUAGCAUUAGUACUACCAGUUGCAACAGCAGGAGUUGAAAGGAGUUUUUCUGCAAUGGCUAUUAUAAAAAAUCGACUACGCAAUCGAAUUGGGGAUCAGUGGAUGAACGAUAUCUUAAUCGCUUAUAUUGAAAAAGAAAUUUUAGAUUGCAUUAACAAUGAUGUUAUCAUUCAGUUUUUCCAAAAUAUGAAGAAUAGAAGCCAUAGGUCGAUGCGCGCGUCCAAAAAAAGCACCCGAGCGUUUGAAGCCUCCGAAAACCCUCACACCAUUGUCAGAAACGAAGAAACACUUGUUGGGAGUGGAAGCAGUCCAUCUCGAAUUUGA
Molecule: messenger RNA, 1959 nt
Organism: Dendrobium catenatum
Lineage: Eukaryota; Viridiplantae; Streptophyta; Magnoliopsida; Asparagales; Orchidaceae
Product: zinc finger MYM-type protein 1-like
Exons: 3
Coding region: 1-1959 (652 amino acids)
Molecular function (GO): protein dimerization activity
Source: RefSeq, a predicted model, not a curated record